GUAUGCAAGUUUUAUUCUGGGCCAUUUCAGUUUGUGGCUGCCUGGGAUGAUGAGGAUGAAUGCAGCCAGAUGCUGCUGGAGUUCUUCGGUGGCACUCGUCCUGCGGACGAGCUAAAUCGGCUGGUUCGGCGGUUGCUGGAUUGGCGUGCAUCGGUGGAACGGCGUGUAUCACUUCCCAGGCAAGUAGCAGAUGUGGUCCCACGUAGGCCAGUCAAGUUCCCACGUCGGGAGCAAAGCAAAGAGGAGAUUUUCAGUGGCCUGGUGCUUGGUAGUCCGGCGCUAGCUUUGGAGGUGCUGCAGAAGUCGAUCCGACAACGGAAGCUGAUUCAUGGAGCACAGGGCGAGAAUCGCGAGGCUCUGCUGCGUGAGAAGUGGGCUCUUGUGCUUGCGCAGUAUAUUGAGGAGGCUGGACUGCCUUGCGCUGCUGGGGUGGCUGCUCUGCCCAAUCCACGGGCAGCCUGGUGUCGGCUAUUCGGCACUCGGCGUGGGAAGACGCUCCGCAAUCGUGCUCUGGCAUGGCGCAAGUUUCAUUCGUGGCUUGAGAUUACCUUCGGCGAAAGCUGGCCGGGAGGAGUUGAUCGCUUCGUAAAGUAUCUCACUGAACGACAUGAUAUUCAGCCAAUGGGAAAGACUGUACCAUCUUCACUUAUGGCAGCUUUAUCAGUGCUUGAGAGUGUUGGGCAGGUGCCAGCAAGCAGCAGGUUUUCGAUGGAUCAACUGCUUAUGAGCACGAUCCAGUCCUGGACUGAAGAGCUCGAAACAGUGGCGUUGCCGGUCAGGAAGGCACCUGCACUUACUGUGGCUAUGGUGUUGUCAUGUGAGCUGACAGUCUGCAGGGUUACUCUUCCUGCGGGGCUACGUUUUCUUGCGUUUGUGCAGCUGCUCAUGCUUUGGUCGACUAUGAGGUGCGAUGAUGUGCAACACAUUGAUCCAUUCUCAGUCACUCUGUCGCAGAUCGGCUUGAAGUUCAUUCUGCGCCGGACAAAGACUAGCGGACCGGGCCGGCGUACUGGUGAACUGCAAGGAUAUGUGUCAAGAGUGAUUUCUUUGAGUGGUUUCGAUUGGCUCUUGGAGGGGUACCGUUUGCUUCAGACGUCUGAGCUGCACUGGCCGCGGGAUUAUUUAUGUCCAGCGAUGGAUGAAUCCUGGAAUGUUGGAUUUUCAUAUGUGGAGGCUCAGGAUUUGGCUGUACUUCUGCGUCGAUUGCACAAGGAGCUUCGGGUGCCCUUGUGCCGUGAGGGCACUUGGGGAACAAGUGCCACGAAGCUGUUGCCCGCGUCGGUGGCCGCGUAUUGGACAGGUCAUUCUGCGCGGCAUGCUCUGCCAACAUGGGCACUCUCGCUGGGUGCUGACAAAUCAAAGUGCGAUUUCCUUGGACGCUGGAGAUGCUCGCAAGGCAGCUCUUUGGAUUAUCUUACAACUGCCCGGCAGAUCGUGCAAGGACUACAGAACUUCGUUUGCAAAUCCUUGGUAGAAGGAACUGCAGAGGGUGGAUUGAUUGAGGAGGAGCUCUUUCAGUCUAUCCAGUCUUUUGCAGACGCAGCCGGGCAGGAUGGCAUUCAAGUGAUUGCGUGGCAUCAGGUCCUCGAGUGGACCGAUUACACAUGGAAGCUCGGAGGCAUUCACCCCUUGCUGGCGGUGGGUCCUGAGCGCUACGAGAUUUCGCGUGGACGCCUGGAAGCUGAGUUGCCUGCUGAAGAGAAGGAUGCUGGGGAAGAAGAAUCUUCGCCUGUGCAGUUCGACAAGAGCGCUGUAUGGAGACUUCCAGCAGUGGAUCGGAAGAUUCGCUGGUUCCGGGGAAUGACGGGCAGGGGGAACCUCCGGGAUCGGCGGAUGAUGGCUGGAAUGUCCUUUGAGUUUGUGCGUUUUACUGCAGCUAGUGAUACCACAGGCAUGGCGGGAGGCGCGCCUGGUCCACUUGAUUACCCCAAUGGCAUCGAUGAGGCAGCGGCUUUGCGGCAUCUGGACGUGGAGGUGGCAUCGGAUCUGCGGCAUAUCUUCCAGGAGUGCGGGGUGCCUCUGCCUUUGCAAUACCGCUUGAGCAUCAACUUUCGUACUGUGAGACGCUUUGCGAGUUAUGCUGAUUCAAGGGCUGAAGUUCGGGCUGCUCUUCGGACUGAUCACACUCUGGAUGCUACGGAUCAAGCUUCCCGGGCCGUGGUGGCCUCUGUGGUAGCUGCUUGGGAGGCUUCCAAAGAGUAUGCUGGCAAGGAGGCAUCGCUCAAAGCAGAAGCGCGGGUCUUAGGUGUGGUGCGGCCGGUGACACAGACAGAGAAGCAGGCUAUGCGUGCAGCUUUCGAGGCUGUUCAUGGAUCCAUUGAGGAGACCUACGAGCCUUCGGAGGAGUACUUGUCAGCCAAAAUAGAGGAGGUCGAAUCUGGUGAAGUGUCGGCCUCACCGCUUUCGGAGGUGAUCUCAAAGAAGCGGGCCAAGACUCAGGGCAUUCAAACCAGUGUGGACACGACUGGACAUGUUCGCAUCGUUCGUCAGAAAGCCAAAGGAAAUCUGCCUGCUCAUACGGAGGAGCUCCGCACUGUCCUACGCGUUGAGGCGAACAUGUGGACCUUCCUGGCUAGCAAGUAUCGGAACCAGGCCAUGUUCCGUGGCAUGACUCCAGCAGUGUGGCUCGACUAUGUCAACUACUUGUUGGGUGACAAAGUCUACUUGAUGCAAGUCCCGACUCCCGGGGGAAAGGGCAAGGGUGACCAACAACCACUUCGUCCUCCGUGGCAGGUGCUGCUCACAUAUGAGUAUGAGAUGCGUCGCGAAGCUGUCAAGAAGGCCUUCCGUGAGUCGCGGGCACUGGUGGAUACAUUGGCAGAGGUUCAAGGAAAUGCUCAGUUGAAAGAGCAAUUCUUCGUGUCCCCAUUGCGCUCCAGGGUCGCAGUGAGCCUGCUUGGAAACGUCCCUGGAAAUCGCAAGGGCGACUUCAAGGGCAGCAGGAAGGGCAAGGAGGCAAAGUCAGGCAAGAAGGGCAAGGACCGCAAGGGUGGUGAUCUUGUGACUCGCACGCCCGACAAUCGGCUCAUCUGUUUUGCUUACAGUGGGGCCGGCUGCGACGGGAGCUGUGGCAUGGUACAUUGCUGUCAGGUCCGCGGCUGCGGCAAGCCACAUCCCACUUGGCAGCAUUGGAUGGAGCAUCAUGGUGCUUCGCGGGCAACAGAUGGGGCUGGCGCGAAGAGCUGA
Messenger RNA from Symbiodinium natans, 3186 nucleotides. Lineage: Eukaryota; Dinophyceae; Suessiales; Symbiodiniaceae. The record is from the annotation of a GenBank genome assembly.